CUUCGGCCUCAACAAAGUGUGCUGACAGCCUUCAUGUUGAGCACAAGAGUGGGGACUCAGCAGCUACAGCAUCAUCCAUAGACAAAUAUAAAUGAAAAAUGAGGAGUUGUUGUUUUGCUGGGAACCAAAUGUCAAGAACACUGAAGAAAUCUUAACUUCACUGCAGACACUUCCAAGCAAUGCUGUGUAAGGGUGAUUCCAGCGAGCGCUUUCGGAACCGCACGCAACACAUGAUGCAGGACCCGAAGCAGUCGAGCAGGCCGAGGCCCCUCAGCGAACCAUGCGACCGCUCCUUUGCCGUAAAACGCCUCUGUAAGCAGAAGGCCCAGCAGGAGCGACUCUGGAACCAGCGCGUGUCCCAAGCCGGCGAGGCCAACACUUACGACUCGGCCUGCUGUCUAGCCAACCCGUUGGAGGAAGGAGAAGAAGACUCCGACGGAUGCUUGGCUCGAAGCCCACCCAACAGUGAAAAGAGCCUGGACCUUGACUCUGGCUACUCGGAGGCCUCUUGGCAUGAUGAAGGCAUUGUUCUGAGGAGGACAAGAAAUGUGCGAGUUUCCUCUUCGGCUUGCCUCCGUACAAACAUUGGACCGACAAGUCGGAUCCGACCCAAAUCCACCUCGGACGCUUGCUUGGAGCGCUGGACUUCCUUUGAGGCCAGCGACCCAGAGGACUGGACGACAGCCUUGCUAAGCAGAAGUAGGAACAGACAGCCUCUGGUUCUAGGGGACAACAGUUUUGCAGACCUAAUAAAGAACUGGAUGGACCUACCGGAGUGUCCAGAACCUGCAGAACUCAAGCGAAGUGCUGGUCGGCGUCUCGCCAAGGACAUCCUGGUCAACAUGAAGCGGCGACUGGCCGGGAUGUCUAAAAGCGUGGAAACGAACCAGAAACCGUCAGAGUCCGCUCGAGGGAACAGGGCUGCCGAGGCUCCGAAACGACUGUCCUGCCCUGUGGGACACCAGUUACUCAAACCUUUCUUCCACCAGUCGCACACGGGCUUGCAUGCCAUCGACUCAAACUUCUACCACUUCACCGCCACUUCGCUCAUGAAGACGGGCAGCCGACAGCCCAUAAUAUGCAACGACAUCAUCGGCUACAUUUGACUCUAUGCAAUGGAUUUUUUUUUUUUGGUCCAGAUUAUCAACUCAAAUAAAACUCCUUUAUAUUUAAUUUUUUU
Messenger RNA from Hippocampus zosterae (dwarf seahorse), 1180 nucleotides. RefSeq names its product PAK4-inhibitor inka2-like. The transcript is spliced from 3 exons. Gene Ontology annotation, molecular function: protein kinase binding; protein serine/threonine kinase inhibitor activity. Bases 180 to 1106 code for a protein of 308 amino acids. The record is from RefSeq and is a predicted model, not a curated record. NCBI's taxonomy places the organism in Eukaryota, Metazoa, Chordata, Actinopteri, Syngnathiformes, Syngnathidae. Gene Ontology annotation, cellular component: nucleus.